AUGAGCGUUCCUGAAUGGACGCAUAUGGAAUGUGACUGCUCCAUUUUUAACGAGUAUCCUCUGACUACAGAAAAUGAGUCUCUUAAACUCAAGUCGCUCCAAAAAGCUCUCGCGUCGGAAGAUAUAGCAUUACUCAGAUACCUCGUAGCCACGAGAUCAGGAGCCGUGAAUAGGGAGCAGCGUGCAGUCAUUUGGCCCAAAUUGCUGGAGUUGGAUUCCUGGAAUCCUCCUCAACCUGUUCCGCACCUCAAGCACAAAGAUCACGAACAGAUUACCAAAGACAUAGAGAGAUCUUUUGUCUUUUAUCCAAAAACGGAUCCUGAUGAGAUGCUUUCAUUACGUGGACGCCUGGACCAUCUGAUCAACAGUGCCUUGUGUGCAUAUCCGGGACUCAACUAUUACCAAGGCUACCACGAUGUUGCCUCGAUCGCCGUUUUGAUUUUCGAUGACCUCAUGGCUUACAAAUUUAUGACGAAACUUACACUCAUGUACCUCAGAGACCACAUGUUGCCGGACAUUGAGUCUACAGUUAGAGAGCUCAAAUUGAUACCCGAGCUUUUAUCUUUGGUGGAUCCCAAAUUACACGCUCUCAUUGGCUCAAUUGAACCCAUUUAUGCGCUGAGCUCAAUGAUCUCCCUCUUUGCGCAUGAUAUCGCAGAUUUCGACGGGCUGUGUUUAGUUUGGGACUUCAUUCUGACCCAGAACAGUGCUGUCUUGGUGUACUAUAUUUAUGUGGCGGUACUUGUCUUCUAUAAAGAUGAUCUAUUGAACGAUCUGGAUGAUCUCUUGGGCAAGUCUUUCACGAGCGACGAUACCCUCACAGAAGAGACUGAGUUGGAUCUCGCGGACAGAGACCUUAUCCAUGUGACUCUGAACAACUUCAUAAGUCACAAUCUCAAGUGCAGUCAUCUUUUCGAAAUACUCAAGAAUGCCUUGCGGUACAUGGCCGAUUUCCCGCAUGGGACCUUGCAAACAACGAAAGACCUAAGCAAGUACAGCAUGCUAAGGGCGGCAUCCCUCAACCCGGAACUUAUCCUUUUGCACACGAGCGAACAGGAGCGGUCUCUCAAACGUUCUCGCGUCUCCAAGGCACUUGUCUCGCAUCACAAAACUCUUUCAAUGGUUGUCAAGUGUUCCAUCGGUAUUGGCGUUGCAGGCUUGGUGCUCAAGUACUCCCUUGCUUCAAGCGGGAUCCGUCCCAGACAUCUUGGAAUCUUCAACGCCGCGUCCUGGUGUUUUUCAUCGGCGCACGGGUUUUUCGAAACGGUUUUCAACGGAUUUGCAGAAUAA
This is a messenger RNA of Ogataea haglerorum, 1290 nucleotides long. RefSeq lists its product as uncharacterized. Bases 1 to 1290 code for a protein of 429 amino acids. The record is from RefSeq and is a predicted model, not a curated record. Gene Ontology annotation, molecular function: GTPase activator activity. Gene Ontology annotation, cellular component: endoplasmic reticulum membrane. Gene Ontology annotation, biological process: positive regulation of GTPase activity; endoplasmic reticulum to Golgi vesicle-mediated transport. The transcript has a single exon. NCBI's taxonomy places the organism in Eukaryota, Fungi, Ascomycota, Pichiomycetes, Pichiales, Pichiaceae.